GGGUUUUAUGGAGAGCGGUUUGGUGAAGAUGUGCUCGAAGUGAUUAAGGACUCAAACCCUGUGGACAAAUGCAAACUAGAUCCUAACAAGGCCUACAUUCAGAUAACCUACGUGGAGCCGUACUUCGACACGUAUGAGAUGAAGGACAGGAUAACGUACUUCGACAAGAACUACAACCUGCGGCGCUUCAUGUACUGCACGCCCUUCACGCUGGACGGCCGAGCCCACGGGGAGCUGCACGAGCAGUUCAAGCGCAAGACGAUCCUGACCACGUCCCACGCUUUCCCAUACAUUAAAACCAGGAUCAACGUCAUCCACAAAGAGGAGAUCAUUUUGACGCCCAUUGAAGUCGCCAUAGAGGACAUGCAGAAGAAAACACAGGAAUUGGCUUUUGCAACCCACCAGGACCCUGCGGACCCAAAGAUGCUGCAGAUGGUGCUACAAGGAUCAGUAGGUACCACAGUCAAUCAGGGACCAUUAGAAGUUGCACAGGUUUUCUUGUCUGAAAUACCCAACGAUCCAAAGCUCUUCAGACAUCACAACAAACUACGGCUCUGUUUCAAGGACUUCACGAAGAGAUGUGAAGAUGCUCUGCGCAAGAACAAGAGCCUGAUCGGUCCCGACCAGAAGGAGUACCAGCGGGAACUCGAGAGGAAUUACCACCGGUUAAAGGAAGCGCUCCAGCCCUUAAUAAACAGGAAGAUCCCACAGUUGUACAAGGCAGUGCUGCCGGUCACUUGCCACAGGUGGAUAUUUGAUUUUACUUAA
This is a messenger RNA of Mesitornis unicolor (brown roatelo), 768 nucleotides long. It is a transcript of the gene DOCK7, whose product is annotated as dedicator of cytokinesis 7. Gene Ontology annotation, biological process: positive regulation of GTPase activity; axonogenesis; small GTPase-mediated signal transduction. The record is from RefSeq and is a predicted model, not a curated record. Gene Ontology annotation, molecular function: guanyl-nucleotide exchange factor activity. The annotation marks the transcript as partial. The transcript is spliced from 5 exons. Lineage: Eukaryota; Metazoa; Chordata; Aves; Mesitornithiformes; Mesitornithidae.